CAGUUGGAAUCGACGCAGUUUGACGCUUCGGGGGUGGAGGUACUACGGGGAGAGAACGACGGAGCGGAGAGUCAUUCAGGGUUAAAAUAUUCCGCCUUGGGGGGUGGGGGAGGACAUACUUCACUGCCAACCCGGUGACAAGGUUGGGUCUGCGGUGCCUGCAACCCAGGAAAACAUGGAGCUCGAGAAUAUCGUGGCCAACACAGUCCUGUUGAAAGCAAGAGAAGGAGGUGGUGGAAACAGAAAAGGAAAGAGCAAGAAAUGGAAACAGAUGCUUCAGUUCCCCCACAUCAGCCUGUGUGAGGAGCUCCGGCAAACUACAGAGAAAUACUAUAACAGCCUUUGUGAGCGGCAGCCAAUCGGACGCAUGCUCUUUCGGCAGUUCUGUGAAACCCGGGUUGAGCUGAGGCGCUGUGUCAAAUUCCUGGACACUGUGGCAGAGUAUGAGGUCAGUCCAGAUGAGAAGAGGAGGGAGUGUGCUCAGGAGCUCCUAGACAAGUACUUCAGCCCAAAGUCAGAGGAUCAUGUCCCUGAGUUGGGGGAGGAAAUGAUGGGUCAGUUUACAGAGAGACUGGAGCAGGAGCAGGAGCCCUGUAAAGAACUCUUCAACGAGUGCACCAAACUGAUCCAUGACUACCUGAGCGUGGCUCCCUUCGCAGACUACCUCGACAGCAUGUACUAUAACCGAUUCCUGCAGUGGAAGUGGCUGGAGAGGCAGCCAGUCACCAAGAACACAUUCCGACAGUACAGGGUAUUAGGAAAGGGAGGCUUUGGUGAGGUGUGUGCUUGCCAGGUGCGAGCCACAGGAAAGAUGUACGCGUGUAAGAAGUUGGAGAAGAAGAGGAUUAAGAAGAGGAAAGGAGAGUCCAUGGCCUUGAACGAGAAGCAGAUUUUAGAGAAAGUCAACAGUAGGUUUGUAGUGAGUCUAGCGUACGCCUAUGAGACGAAGGACGCUCUGUGUCUGGUGCUCACCCUGAUGAACGGGGGAGACCUCAAGUUCCACAUCUACCACAUGGGAGACGCUGGCUUUGAGGAGAAGAGGGCUGUGUUCUACUCUGCCGAGCUGGCCUGUGGCCUGGAGGACCUGCACAGAGAGAGGAUCGUCUACAGGGACCUGAAGCCUGAGAACAUACUAUUGGACGACCAUGGCCAUAUCCGGAUAUCAGACCUGGGGUUGGCUGUCCACGUGCCCGAGGGAGAGACUAUCAAGGGUCGAGUUGGCACCGUUGGGUACAUGGCUCCGGAGGUGGUUAAGAAUGAGCGCUACACAUUCAGCCCAGACUGGUGGGCGCUGGGCUGUCUGCUGUAUGAGAUGAUCGAGGGCCAGUCUCCCUUCCAGCAGCGCAAGAAGAAGAUCAAACGUGAGGAAGUGGAGAGGCUGGUCAGAGACGUGGAGGAGGAGUACUCAGACAAGUUCUCAGAGGACACCAAGUCCCUCUGCAAAAUGCUGCUGGCCAAAGAGCCCAGUGAGAGGCUGGGCUGCCAGGGGGAGGGUGCUACGGAGGUGAAGGCCCACCACAUCUUCCGAUCCAUCAACUUUAAAAGGCUGAAGGCUGGCAGGCUGAAGGCCCCCUUCACCCCUGAUCCCCAGGCCAUUUACUGUAAGGACGUACUGGACAUCGAGCAGUUCUCCACGGUCAAGGGGGUGGAGUUGGAGCCCAAAGAUGACUCCUUCUACUGUAAAGUGUCCACAGGCAGCGUGUCCAUCCCCUGGCAGAUGGAGAUGAUCGAGUCUGAGUGCUUUCAGGAGCUCAAUGUGUUUCACACAGACGGGACAGUUCCCCCGGACCUGGACUGGAGAGGACAGCCCUCGCCACCACCCAAGCAAGGGCUGCUGCAGAGGCUCUUUGGGAGACAGGACUGUUGUGGGAACUGCAGCGACAGUGACGAGGAGCCCACCAGGCUGUGACUGAGCUCCCUCCUACCAACUACACCAAGGAUCUCAUUUGUUUACAAAUUUUGCACAUUUGUAUCUUUAAGAUAGUUCUAUAUAAAUAUUGGAAUGUAUAUUUUCAGUAUAUAGCCAUAAAGUCCAUGUCAUUUAAAUGUAAUCAUUAUUCAGAACCCAUCAUAGGAGGCAACAACAGGUAAGCCUAACACUGCUAUGUGGUCACCCCCCCCCCCCCCACAAUCUUUUGAUAGUGUUGUCAGCUUUUCUUUCUAAUUUUCUUUCUAUUUUAAAAAAUGUCGACCGUGCUCGGAUUGCUAAGUGUUUCUGAAUGGGGGAUGAAUGAAAAGUGUACGUCCACAACUAUUUUUAUAUUUAUAUUUUAUUUACUUCAUGUAAUUCUAGGCAAUCAAAUUAGGAAUGUUGUGUGAACUGUAGGCUUAAAGGAAAUUGAAGACUAAGGUGAACUUUUGGUAUGAGGUGAUACAUUAUGUACAUUCUAGGGUUCAAUCUAGAGACACUUGAUAUAAACCAAAUAGAUAUAACUUAACAAUGCAUAUGUAAGUGCAAACAAGUGUAUAAUUUGUGACACUCACCUCUAAAGUCCUAAGUGUGUCUUCCAAUGAACCUGAGUUUAGGUAGAAAGCAUGUUAGUUCCCAACCAUAUUAGGAGCUAGAGAAGUGAAUUGACAAAAAAAAAAACUUAAUUGUAGUACAGUCAUUCAGUUGUAAGAAAUGACCUUUUUCGUAAGACGUGGAUAGCCGAGAAUGGCCUUGAGUUUCCUCUACCAUGACAUCCUCUAGAUGGCUACACGUUUGUCACGGAGCACUUGAGUUUAAUUAAGCAAUGCACUUAUGACCAAACCGGUUUGUUUUCAUCCUCCAAAUAUUUUUCAUGAUUAAUUCCUUCCCAUUCAAGGUUCCUUUGAUGGUUUAUGGUACUCUAUAUAAUUACCAUAUUUUAUCAAAUCUAACAAAGCUGUCUGUCAAGUAGGUUGAGACCAUGCUGCGUCUCUCUCUCCCUCCCUCUGCUGUACCUCGUGUUCCUUUGCCGUGCUGAUGUGUUUCUCUGCAUCGUGUAACUCAGUGGGAUUCUCCUUGUAAAUGUGGGACUAUAAUAGGACUGAGGGACUGAGCUCCCUGACAGACUAUGGGUCUAUGGUAUCACCCUCUGAACCCUCCUUACCAGAGACUCUAUCAGACUGAGGAAGAGGAGGAAGAAGGUUCAACGGGGAAGGGCGGGGUCACCGAGAGGUCAAACCAUCUCAAUGUAAAGCUCAGCACUCUUACGGAAAUUGGAAGAGACUCCCAAACUCCUCCUACCAUCCUCGUCUCUCAUUAUCAAAUCAUGUUUUAUCGUAUGUGAUUCUCAAAUUAACUUGCCUACAUUCCACUCUAUACCGUACUGUACAGUGUAAAGUUAUGCUACUUUUGUUUAUUUUGCAAUGUUUUUUUUACCAGUGUAAAGUUACAACUACAACAACAAUAACAGUUCCACCAUGAAACUAGAAUAGGACUGAAAGUAAGAUUAGUGUGAUUUCUCUUUACGAUGUGCUCCUGAGCCAGGCUUACACACUGUGAGAGGAGGGAGGGCUUCUGUCUGUCUCUGCAUCCAUGAAACACCUUUGACACUUUCUUUUUGCAAUGCACUGAUGUUUUUUGUGUGUGUGUGUGCGCACGCAUGUGUCCAUAUGUUACCAUAACCACUAGACUCUGUACCCACUUGGCACAAACUGGUCAAGUCAACGUUGUUUCAACGUAAUUUGUCAACGUAUUGUGACGUGGAAAAUACAUUGGAUUUGAAAAAAGUAAUCAACUGUUGUAAUUUCAACCACAGGGAUAUAUCAUCAUAAUGACCAAUUUUCUAAAUAUGUUGAAUUUGUACCUUUGAAACAACAUCAGAUCUUCAACGUAAUAUCCACUAUAAGAAAAAAACUUUAGGCAGGAGGGGGGGGGGGGGGGGGGUUCUAAUAAGCUAACAUAGGGAAUUGUUUUAAGAUAGCUAAAUUAUCCAUCAUAUGACUAUUUGAUUUAGAAUUGUAGGACCCCUGUAGGUAUCCCCCCAUUGAUUUUGGCCUUCACCACAAUAGUGCAUUGAGUAACACAUUCAUAUGUGGGAAAACAGACAGAUAAGGAUUAAGGUUUUUGAUGUCUGUCCUAUUUAUAGGAGAUAUAAGAAAGCUCAGGAAAUAUUUUUGUUUUUUGAACACAUUUAACCCCUAUUAUUGUUGGCACAAAACUAACUCUAACCUUCCGUUCAUUUUUUUAAACUGGUACUGGGUUACAUUCAGACCGGUCCCGUGACACUUGUGGGGAUGGUAGAGCAAAACCAGUGUGUUCUUUAGUUUCAUCCUUCCAUAGAGUGGUUAUAUUCGUUAGUAGGCCAAACCGUUCAGACGUUUUUGUAAGAAGACCGAUUUUUGGGAUGUGUCCUGGUCUGACAAACAGCGCCGUAGCUCUGCCAUUUUCUACUGCAGUGGCGGAAGGCCGACAUAGGCGGAUACAGUGAAAUAUCACCAUAUAUCAUCAAUGAUGAUAUUUAGGCCUAUAUAGCAUUUCUAAAGUCAUCAACAGCUAUUGUUUCAAUUCAACACAGGAUUCAAGCUUUGGUUGAUUUCAAAUGGAAUCUACAAGUUAGUAAAAUAUAAAGUUGGAUUCAUGUCUCCAUCUCAACCAAAAAUCUAAGUUAAACAAUGACUAAAUUAAAUCAAACUGUAUUUAAAGUGCAUUUAAUGUUUCAUCUGAUUUAGCCCUAUUAAUUCAAAUUGUAAGUAUACAUUUGUAGACAAACUGGAAUUAAAGCCAGACCGUGGCACGGACGAAACUAUCCAAGGACACAUCUCCUUCAAAUGUCUAUAUUUGGUUGCGUUGACAACCAAGCACAAUUCAAUAUUUUUGCAAUACAGUAAAUAUCCUAUUAACUUGUCGAUCAGUUAACAAAUGAAUUGUGUGAUUCAGGUCUUUAUCUCAAAAGAAAAUAAAAGUUAGAGAAUAGGAUUAAGCCAGUGGCUCAGAUGGAACUAUACAAGCAGCAGAUAUUUCCUUUAAAUGUUUAUUUGUUUGCGUUGUCAACCAAACACAAUUCAAUAUUGCUUUUGUAAUACAGUAAAUAGCUUAAAGUUAUCUUACAAACUAAAGUAACACUAUUUAUUCAACUUUAAAAUGAGUAUCACAUCCCUGGCCACAUUGAGGUUACUGUAACAAUAAAUGUCUUAUGUAAUCAUAGAAAGUGUGCAUGUUCAAGAUAGCAUGCAAAUGUCGCAGGUCUGUGGAGAUUUCCUUGCCUGGCUACCCAAACCCUUUGCUCCAGUUACGCCAUGCCCACAAACGUUAGUUUCUUCUCCGCAAUGAGUCUGGAUCUGUGUACCUCCCUGACGAUUUCUAGAAUUCUCCACGUUGAGAUUACAUGGUGUGCAAAGUGGGUACCCACGUAGGCAAGAACUGGUUAAAUCCAUGUUGUUUCCACAUCAACGUGAUGUUGAAUUAACGUGGAAAACUGACUGGAUUUUACACCCAACUUUUAUUCUAAAUCCAAUGACAUGGUGAGAUUUUGUGUUGAAUUCACAGUUGACAACUCAACCAAAUGUAACUCAACUAGAUGUGGAACUGAUGUCUGUGCCCAGUGGGUAAGGUACUGCUCAUGAUGAGUGAACAUGCUACUGUACUAAAGGGAGUUCUCUGAACGUUCUCAAUGUCAGGAGGUUGUCUAAAUCUCUGUUAGUUUCCCAAGCCCAACAGGAGAGCACUAAACAACAGGUUUUGACAGUGGGUAUGAGAACAGUUACAUUUGACCAAACACAUACUUAAUUUUUACCUCAGUAAAGAAUGCCGUAGUUAGUAGAGUACCAACAAUUAAAGCACUGAAAGGGAUGAAUACAACAUAAGUCAAACUACAAUAUACACUACAUGGCCAUAAGUAUGUGGACACCCCUUCAAAUUAGUUGAUUCGGCUAUUUCAGCCACACCCGUUGCUGACAGGUGUAUAAAAUCGAGCACACAGCCAUGCAAUCUCCAUAGACAAACAUUGGCGUUAAAAUGGCCCAUACUACUGAUGAGCUCAGUGAAAUCAACGUGGCACCGUCAUAGGAUGUUACCUUUCCAACAUGUCAGUUUGGAAAAUUUCUGCUUUGCUAAACUGUAAGGGCUGUUAUUGUGGAAAGCCGCGAAUUGGUAGGCCACACAAGCUCACAGAAUGGGACCACCAAGUGCAUGAAGCACAUAGCGCGUCAAAAAAUCAUCUGUCCUCAGUUGCAACGCUCACUACUCAGUUGCAAACUGCCUCUGGAAGCAACGUCAGCACAAUUACUGUUUGUCGGGAGCUUCAUGAAAUGGGUUUCCAUCUGGCAGUCUGACGGGCGAACCUGGGCUUGCCGGAUGCCAGGAGAACGCUACCUACCUGAAUGCAUAAUGCCAACUGUAAAGUUUGGUAGAGGAGCAAUAAUGGUCUGGGGCUGUUUUUCAUGGUUCGGGCUAGGCCCCCUAGUUCCAGUGAAGGGAAAUCUUAACGCUACAGCAUAUUCUACAUGAUUCUGUGUUUCCAACUUUGUGGUAACAGUUUGGGGAAGGCCCUUUCCUGUUUCAGCAUGACAAUGCCCCUGUGCACAAAGCAAGGUCCAUACAGAAAUGGUUUGUCAAGAUCAGUGUGGAAGAACUUGACUGGCCUGCACAGAGCCCUGACCUCAACCCCAUCAAACACCUUUGGAUUGAAUUGCCGACUGCGAGCCGGGCCAAAUCGCCCAACAUCAGUGCCCAACCUCAACAAUGCUCGUGGCUGAAGGGAAGCAAGUCUCCUCAGCAAUGUUCCAUCAUCUAGUGUAAAGCCUUCCCAGAAGAGUGGAGGCUGUUAUAGCUGCAAAGGGGGUACCAACUCCAUAUUAAUUCCCAUGAUUUUGGAAUGAGAUGUUCGACGAGCAGGUGUCCACAUAUUCUUGGCCAUGUAAUGUAUGUGCACAAUAAUGGGUCAAAACGAAUGAAGUGCUUGUCUUGUAUUGAGUCAUGGACUGGACUGAGCUGUUUCCUAUGUGAAAAGGCUCUAUCUUUGAAGUGGAAAUGGCGGUUAGCAUCUGCUAGCACUGGAUAAUGAAGUCAUGUACUUGUCAGGUUCAUGUGUCACACACGUUACAGUACAUUGACUUUAAGGGUUCAGGGACGUUUGCUUACCCUUUUAAUAUUUAUCUGUUGAUUUUCACUGCUUUUGUUAUUUUGCGCUCUUAACGCUAGUUUUUAUAGCCUUCUGUGAGUCUAGACUUUAAUGCUAGGCUAUGCUAAUACUAGGCAUUCAAAAUUGCCAUGUCCUUAUUAAGGUGCUUCCUUACAUUAUCUACCUGUACAAUACAUCCGCAUUUUAUUUCAGUAUUUAUUUUUUGACCAUGUGCUCAAUGUUUUUACCUUACACUGUUAGCUCCAAACUGGUUUCAGUUCAAAUAUUCAGUCAUUUUUUUGAUGUUGCCAUACUCUUCACAUUUUGCCAACUAUGUUCAGACUGCACUAAGGAGGUACGCUUUGUUACAGUUCACGGGGAGAGAAUUGACAAGUGUAUGCGGUGAAAAAAAUGUAUCUGAAAUUAUAUUGUGUCCAAUGUCCAUAUCCUUUAAAUACCAUAUUAAACCAAGCACUAGUCUUCAUUGUCUGAUUAAUUGUAACUGAAUCCAUGUCACAUCAUUUGUUUCAACGUUACAUUGUAAUGCAGCUCUGCUUUGGCGUUCCGUGACAUAUUGUGUGAUAUCUCUCUAAGCUCUGGAAGGUUGGAGAUUUUAUUCAUGUAACCAUCCUGUUACUCAAUUGCCUUCCCACCCUGUCCUCUGCUAGGCCCCAUGGCAUACUGUGUGUGUCUAUAGAGACCAUUAGAUCUGUUGUCCUACUGUGUUAACAUGCCAAAUGGAAGCUACCGAGAUGAUGAUCGAGAUCAUAUGUUGACAAUGAUGAUUGAUGAUGAUAAUCAAAUAAAAGGGUAUUGGUCGUGUACAGAGAUGUGUUAUAGCAGGUGCAGUGAAAUGCUGAUGUUACUAGCUCCAACAGUGCAGUAGAAUGUCUAGCAAAUACAAUACUAAUACACAAAUAAUGAAAAAAGUAUAAAAAUAAAUGUCAGAACGAGUCAAAUUAACAAUCCAAAGUAGAUAUAUUAGAGUGAGCAGUGUCAGAAUCCAGAAUAUAAAUAUUAAUACAUGGUGUGUAUAGACAGUUCAUAAUUUAGAAAAUAAAAUGGUAUGUACAGUAUUAGGUAUAUUAGGAUGAGCUGUGUCGAGAAUACAAUAUAUACAUAGUGAGUAAACAACAGUAUAUGAAUUGACCAGCGUUCAAUGUCUCUCUGUACAUGGUGCAUUAGUCUCACCAUGCAGGGCAGAGUACCUGGCAGGUAGAUGGCUAGUAAUGGCUGUUCAACAGUCUGAUGGCCUUGUGAUAGAAGCUGUUUCUCAUUUGCUCGGUCCCGGCUCUGAUGCACCUGUACCUUCUAUGUCUGCUAGAUGGUAGCAGAGUGAACAGACCGUGGCUCGUGUGGCUGAGGUCCCUAAUGAUCUUCUUGGCCUUCCUUUGACACCAAGUGCCAUAAAUGUCCUGGAGGUGAUGAUCAUGAGGAUAUGUAAAUGUGCCAUGUGCAUGCUAUGUAUCACUCUGAUGUGAUGUGUUUGUUUGAGCUCUUUUGGUUCUCUCUCUCCCCUCUGAAAUCAACUCGUACUGUCUGACUCUGACCCGUCUCCAUAGGUGCCUGUGAAACUACAUUAGUCAUGGCCAGUCAAACUGGACCUCCAUGUAACAUAUGAGUUGGAAUAUUAUUUUUUUUUGCAUAAGUAUUUUACUUCAAUAAAACCAUGUUUGUUUA
Molecule: messenger RNA, 8708 nt
Organism: Salvelinus fontinalis (brook trout)
Lineage: Eukaryota; Metazoa; Chordata; Actinopteri; Salmoniformes; Salmonidae
Product: G protein-coupled receptor kinase 6-like
Exons: 16
Coding region: 176-1909 (577 amino acids)
Biological process (GO): regulation of signal transduction; protein phosphorylation; signal transduction
Cellular component (GO): plasma membrane; cytoplasm
Molecular function (GO): G protein-coupled receptor kinase activity; ATP binding
Source: RefSeq, a predicted model, not a curated record